Messenger RNA from Aspergillus wentii DTO 134E9, 1452 nucleotides. It is a transcript of the gene ade13, whose product is annotated as adenylosuccinase ADE13. NCBI's taxonomy places the organism in Eukaryota, Fungi, Ascomycota, Eurotiomycetes, Eurotiales, Aspergillaceae. Gene Ontology annotation, cellular component: cytosol. Gene Ontology annotation, biological process: 'de novo' AMP biosynthetic process. The record is from RefSeq and is a predicted model, not a curated record. Gene Ontology annotation, molecular function: (S)-2-(5-amino-1-(5-phospho-D-ribosyl)imidazole-4-carboxamido) succinate lyase (fumarate-forming) activity; N6-(1,2-dicarboxyethyl)AMP AMP-lyase (fumarate-forming) activity. Bases 1 to 1452 code for a protein of 483 amino acids. The transcript is spliced from 9 exons.
AUGUCGGGCAGCAACGAUGUCUAUCAAACUCCCCUCAACUCGCGAUAUGCGAGCGAUGAGAUGAAAUACCUCUUCUCUCCCAGAAAGAGAUUCUCCACCUGGAGAGAGCUUUGGCUCUGGCUCGCCGAGGCCCAGAAGGAACUCGGUCUCCCCAUUCCCGAUGAGGGUCUCGAGCAGAUGAAGUCCCACGUCACCAUCCAGGACGACGAAUUCAAGGUUGCCGCCGAGGAGGAGAAGCGCAGAAGACACGAUGUCAUGGCCCACGUUCACGCCUACGGACAGGUCGCACCAGCAGCUGCCGGAAUCAUCCACUGGGGUGCUACUUCUUGCUACUGCACUGACAACGCCGACCUCAUCCUCCUCCGUGACGGUCUGGACAUUCUCAUCCCCAAGUUGGCCGUUGUGAUCGACAAGCUCUCUUCCUUCGCCCAGCAGUACAAGGACCUGCCUUGCUUGGGUUUCACCCACGGACAGCCCGCCCAGCUCGUGACUGUCGGAAAGAGAGCAUGCUUGUGGAUUCAGGACUUGCUCAUGGACCUGAGAAACCUCGAGAGAGCCCGUGACGACCUGCGCUUCCGUGGUGUCAAGGGUACUACCGGUACUCAGGCCUCUUUCCUCCAGAUUUUCAACGGCGACCACGACAAGGUUGAGCGAUUGGACGAGCUCGUCACCGAAAAGGCUGGUUUCAGCUCCGCCUUCAUCAUCUCCAGUCAGACAUACUCCCGUAAGAUCGAUGUCGACGUUGCCAACGCCCUGGGCUCUUUCGGAUCUACCUGCGAGCGCAUUGGUAUCGACAUCCGCCACCUUGCCAUGCUCAAGGAGGUCGAGGAGCCUUUCGAGAAGGACCAGAUUGGCAGCAGCGCCAUGGCCUACAAGCGCAACCCUAUGCGCUCCGAGCGUCUGUGCUCCCUCGGAAGACACCUCCAGAACCUCCCCAAGGAUGCUUUGGACACCUACUCUGCUCAGUGGUUUGAGCGUUCCCUGGAUGACAGCGCUAUCCGCCGUAUCAGCAUUCCUGAGCUCUACCUCUCCGCUGACGCCUGUCUCAUCCUUUUGAACAACGUCACCUCCGGCUUCGUCGUCUACCCCGAGGUCAUCAGAAGACGUGUGAACGAUGAGCUUCCCUUCAUGGCGACUGAGAACAUCAUCAUGGCCUGCGUCAAGAAGGGACUCUCCCGCCAGGACGCCCACGAGGAAAUCCGUGUCCUCUCCCACCAAGCCUCCGACAACGUCAAGAAGCUCGGAAAGGACAACGACCUCAUCGAGCGCGUCCGCAAGACCGCCUUCUUCGCCCCGAUCCUGGAUGAGCUCGACACCCUCCUCGACCCCAGCACCUUCGUCGGCCGUGCUCCCCAGCAGGUCGCCAAGUUCACCUCCACCGAGGUCAAGAACGCCAUCAAGCCUUACGAGUCUCACGUUCUCAAGUCUGAGACCUCUGCUCUGCACGUCUAA